This is a messenger RNA of Venturia canescens, 6899 nucleotides long. RefSeq names its product ubiquitin like 3 (gene UBL3). The transcript is spliced from 4 exons. Lineage: Eukaryota; Metazoa; Arthropoda; Insecta; Hymenoptera; Ichneumonidae. Gene Ontology annotation, molecular function: protein binding. The record is from RefSeq and is a predicted model, not a curated record. The coding region runs from base 797 to 1165 and encodes 122 amino acids.
GGCUCGGGCCAUUGUAGGGGAGACACACUGUGGGGACAGUGGGUGCGCGAGGUGGUGGUGUUUUAAAGCAUAGCUCGUGCACUGUGCAGUGGGUGUUUUUUUUUUUUAUACAAGUAUAAUAUCAUAAUCAGCGAAAAUGUUGCUCAAAUAUUUGACGCCCGACGUGUACGAGCAACGGUCGGGUGGGGAAUAAAAAAAACAUCAUUGACACAUAAGGAGUAAAACGGGCGCGGGUUCGCGGAGUGAUUAAUAUCAUUUCUUCUUGGGAGAGAGAGAGAAAAUCACGAGCUAGGCACUCGCCGUGAGAUAGAAAGAGGAGGAAAGGGAGAGAAAGAGAGAGAAAUCGAGCGUAAAGGAGCAAACGACGUUUCUGAAGCGAGAAUUAUCGACAAACGACGAUGGUGUAGUGGUGAUAAAUAACGUUUGUUCCUUGUUUUCCCUGGUGACGUGAAAGCGUAUAGUGUUGAAUAUACACAGCAGUCCUAACAGUGUUUUUUGGUUUGUUAUCGAGUGUUCGGUGCCCCCGCCCCCUUGUCCCCAAGGAUACAAAUUAAAUAAAAAAAAGAAGAGCAACACCGGUCUUAAAGUACCGCGUUGCUGUCAAACUUCGGUCGUUUGCUUGACGUGAUAGAAAGCGUUAAUUGAUAAAAAUCAAAUUUUAGCACAGCUCUAAACCUUGGGCAUCCCUCUUUUAAUUCCAUUAUAUUUCCCUGUGUGUCGCAAGGAUUUGUGCUAUUGGUUUUUACAACGCACGGCCUCUGGAUUCCGAAAACCUCGAUUUUCCAGCUCGACUACCAUGAGUUCGCGAAAUAUCCCUUCGGACAAGAUAAACUUACGCCUAAUUCUCGUCAGCGGUAAGACAAAAGAGUUCCUAUUCAGUCCAAGCGACUCGGCGGGGGACAUAGCCCACCAUGUGUUUGAAAAUUGGCCGGAAGAUUGGGCGGAAGAGGCGGUUGCCAAGGCUGAAAUCUUACGACUAAUUUACCAGGGUCGUUUCCUACACAGCAAUGUCACGCUCGGUGCUCUUGGGCUUCCCUUUGGAAAAACAACGGUGAUGCAUCUGGUUCCACGGGAAAAUCUUCCCGAACCUAAUUCACAAGAUCAGAGACAAAAGAGUAAAGGUGGAGGUAGCAGUUGCUGCUCCGCGUCAUGCUGCAUACUUUAAAAACAUUGGCUGCUUUGGAAUUUAUUUUUGAGGCGAUUUACCACGUGUGAGAGAGCCAAUGGACAUCGGAGCUGAGCCAUGAGUUUCUAAGGUUUUAUGCUGAUGUCUGAUCGUUAGUGGCUGGAGCUUGUGAGCAAAGUAGCAAACGAAUCAAGAGGAAUAUAUCCUUGACACAUCGGAGGAAUGGCGGUAUGUCAAGCCCCGAAACAAAGUGAGAAGAGAAAGGAACACAAGAAUAUUCAUGUAUCGUAGAGGAUGCCAUUUUCUUCUUGAAAUCGGAGUGAAAACUGGUCGGAAAACGUCGAGCGUCGCAAAUAACGAACAAAACAAUUCGUUUAGUCACGAACCCAUGGGCGAUCAGGAACAACAUAGCAGGUCACACGAGGCAAAGCGUAGAAUAAAAUCUUUGUAAUAUACGUAAUAAAGUCGCGUCAGGACGCGAAGCAAAGUCUCGCUAAAAAAUCGAAAUUACGUACUCGCACCAAAAAGUGGGGUAUUGCGUUACGGUUUUACCGUGUCGUGAUUCUUGCACGUGGGAGACAUGAAAAAAGGUUCUUUCGUGCGGGGAGGUACACUCAAGACCCGGACUAAUGACUGGAAAUAUGGAAAGGAAAAGACUCAUGGUCUUGCGAGACGGGAACAAACAUUUCCUGACGCCUACCUACCGUUCAUACUGCCCUUGGAAGUGUUGAACUGACAAACUUCCGUAAACGUCGGAGAAUCGGAUCAAAAUCACGAAAAAACUAAGAAUCCAUGUUUAUAUGUAUAUGGAUGACGUAUAUAUACAAUAUAUAUAUAUUUAAAAACAACAAAUUUAAAAACCACGAAGAAAAAAUGAUCCCAGUACCAAAAACAGAGGGGCGAACGGAGAGCCCCUGAUCGUUUGGCAAGGUUCCUGGAAACGUCGUCGCUACCGUUGCUUCAAAAGCCCCAUCCACUAAUAAAAACAAAAAAAAACCACGAAGAACAAACUACCGCAGCGUUAUUAUAUAAUAAUGUAGUUGGAAUACGUGCGUCUGAAUGUUUUACGGUGAGAAUGAAUUUCGUGUUUGAGAUAUAUCGAGAAAAAAAGAAGUGCGUGAGAGAAAAUUAGUACGAAUGUGGAGAAGGAAGAAUAAAUUUUAUGUUGUGAUAUGCAGGUAGUGAAUAUAUUAUAUACAUACUAUUAUUAAAAUUAUAUUAUAUAUAAAUAUAUAUUAUAGUACGACGACCAGUUGGACAUGCAAAGUUAAACGUCUCGUACUAUAGACUUUAUUAUCAUGAAUUUGAAUUAAUAUUAUGACAUCACCUUCGAGAGUUUAGUAUCCAGUAUAUUAACACACGAAAAAGUUGAAAAGAGAGAGAGAGAGACAGAGAAAAACAGAGAAAAACAAACGGACAUUGGAUCUCUUAACGGUAGUAGUGAUUUAAUAAAAAUGAAGAAAGAUUUGAAUGAAGAAAAACAAAGGCAGAGAACUUGAGAACAUACAUAUGUUAUAUACACGUGCAUAUAACCAUUCAACAGUGUAUGUGUGUAUAUGUAUGUAUGUCUAGCUCCUUCUCAUCCCUUUCUACGUUUCACAGCUCCUUCCCUUUUCCGACCUCCGUCGAUUCCCGUCCAAUUUCUUCGAUUGGGUCUAGUUAAAUUUUCUCGUAGUCCCCACCGGCCCAGUCGUACGGGUAUUAAGGAAAAAAAGGAUAAAACCCUCUCGUAGACCUUUGUAGUUAGGUAAAAAAAGAAGAAAAGAAGGAUAAAACAAAGCAAAAGGAAUAGGAGAGCCAACAAAAUAUGGAAUGAUUGAAAAAACUGAAAUCAACUAACCGGACCGUUAUCAUAUGUUGUAGCCUAUUCUAAAUAUACUCUAAUAUUACACUAACUGUACUGUAUUAUAUCUCUUAUCAAUGCAUAAUAAUGUGUAUAUAUAUAUAUUGUCCUUACGUAGUGAAUUUCAUGAAAAUCUGACGAUUACCAAGUUAUUUAUUUCGUUUCUUACAAACUUCGUGUUACACUCUUUGCUAGAUUUUUAUUAUUUGCUUUGAAAUCUCACGAUCCCCCUCGUACUUGGCCCAUCCCCUUCAUUUAUCCUUCGUUCAAUUCUCUUUCUCUCUUGCUCUUUAAUUCCUUCUUGUUCUAUUGUUUGGGUUUUCGAGCUUUGCUACUGUUGUAAAAAUUCACAGUCGUCCGAAACAUAUCAGCACCUGUUAAACAUUUAACUAUUUCUUCUUCUCCCGCCGUCUCCCUCUCCCAAAAUUAUCAUCAAGGGUUCUUCUUGUUUUAGCUUCUUCUGCAACUCAAUCUCUACUCUUUUUUUUUUAACUUCCGAGAUCACCGUGUUUCUGAUAGUUUCCAUUGGAAUGGAUUUUUAUUUCAUUUAUUUUAUCGAUUAAUUUGCGCAAAUUCAGUGGGUUAUUCAUCGCUCAUAUCCGUCAAAAGGUCUUAUGUUUCGCUAUUUCUCAGUGACUUUCCCAACGCUACGUCAUUCAUUGAUUCCUACACUCUGACGAAAAACUUUUCCAUAACCCAUUGUUCGAUUAAGGGCUCGACGCUUUGGAAAAAACAAAAACCGGUGGAAAAAAAGUGCUAUUUUCAGCCACUUGUUUUUUCAUGCGCGAUAAAAAGUUUAAAACAUUGACGACGAACACACAAAAACAUUCAAAUCGAAAUACAUAUAUCAAUAGCUGAGUGGCGAAAAAUAAAAUAAACAAGAGACUCGAAACAAACAACAUUGCGUUAAUGGAAUUCCUUCAACCGAUUAUUUUGUCAAUCUCUCAUUGUUAUCUGGCUCAUUUUUUUCUUCCAACAAGAUCAACAAAAUUCGUAAAAUGUAUCCAUUCUGUUUUUUAAUAUUUUCAGGUUCACGAGAUUGAUGAAUUGAUCCAAGAAUAGAAUAAUUUUUUUUUUUCAUCCUACCUCAAUGAAGUAGGAUUCCAUAAUCACUUAGUUUUUAUCAAUUCCAAUGAAGCCUCGAUUUUUUAAACUCUGCACACCGUAAUUUGGUCUUGCGCUACUCUCUUUUUUGCAUAUGAGAGAAAUAUUCGAGAGUGAAAAAUGUCACUUAAAAAAAUAUUAAGGAACACACACCGUGCUCUUUUUCUACGUGACUGUAGAAAAAAGGGGAAAAAAUUUCAGUGUGAAGUUUGUGGUACAGAACUGUUUUGAAAAUAAUAGAAAAGAAAUAUAUUUUUCGUUCUACGAUGCGACCUCGGGUGUUGUGUAAUUUCAAUAACCAUCUUAAAAAGUCUACGAAUCAUCUGAGAAAGCUCUUAAUCUCCGAAAGGAAGCGGCGAGGAAAAUAAAAACAGAAAGAUAAAUGCAAAUAAUAUUUUUCAAUUGACGAUAAUUGUAAGCCCCGUUCCAAAUAAAUUUUCCUAUUCAAUUUAAAAAAAAAAAAAAAAAAAAAAAAAAACUACAUUUUGGAAAGAAAUAAGAAACACGAGUCUCACGAGACCCGAAUGCUUUCCUACGACUUCGGUGCAAAUGCGGGGUCUCGCACAAAUGAAAUGUAAAGUGCUUUUCAUAUUUAAGAAAGAAUCAGAAAAAUAACAAAAAAAAACACUACAUUAAAAAGCCAGGAAUAGUGACACAAAUUAAACGAAAGUCAAUCGUUGAUUAAAAAGAGCUACAACGAAUCCAUUUUCUAGUGGGCGUCUGAACCAGUUUUAAAUCAUAUACGUACUAUGUUUAAAAAUGGCAAGAACGAUAUCACAACUCGAAAGUUAGAAAAGCAACAAGUUUUCAUUAAAAUUUCCAGUGCAUGGAUACAUCGCCGAAUAAAAAUUGCGGAUACACCAACAGUUUCUUCGUUUGAUUUAUUUUAUUUUAUUUUUUUCGUUCACACGUUAAAUUUGUAGUCACGGUAUAUUUGUGUUUGUAAUUAUUACAUCAAUCGUAGUCUCACAAGAGUGUUUUCAAAAAAGGAGACGUCAUUUUGUCAAUGGGGAGGGUGAUUGAAUAAAGUUUGGUGACCGACCGUCCUAAUGGAAUAAUAUUGUCAGGUAUUUUGACUCGACGAAAUUCUACUUUCAUUAAAAAAAAUCUAUAAUGUUCGUUAACGAGAACCGAACCGUUUGUGAAAAAGACAAAAUACCAUCGUUUUGUCGAACAAAAUUGUUGAGCAUGAAAAUUGCAGUCAGUAUCGAGGAAAUGUAAAUCAUAAUUGCGUGCAAUGUUCGAUAACCAUUUUUAUCAGGCCCGCCGAUAUCUUCGUGAUUCAAAAUCAUUGAUAUAAAUAAAAAUAAAGUAAAAUAAAAAAAUAAAUUGAACAAAUAUUCCACGGUAUUAUAUUACCUGUACAGUUGAACAAAUUCUUCUUUCAAUAUAUGUGAAAAAAAAAAAAAGACAAGAAACAAAAGGAAAAAUUCAACGAGAACGAGAGCUUCCUACAGUAGCCAAACACGUGAAUCGAAAAUGUGUGCUGAGUUUUCAAUUCUCACACGAGCGACAGUGAUUUGAAGAAUUGUUCGGGAAUAAAAGAGAAAAGGAAACGCAAUGAAUUUAUGUUUAUCCGUUGAGCUGAUUAUCACAAGUUUCAUUUGUCAUUUCUAUGUCGUAAAACGAGCAUGUUUUCCGUUUGUUCGUAUCCCGUUUAUCACGUUAAAUCUAAAUCUAGGUAACAUAAUAAACGCAUAAGUGUAGCAACAUAAUAAAUAUAUGUAUCAUGAAAUUAUACAUAAACUUACUACUCGAGGCAUGACUAAAAUCCAAAAAAACAAAUACAACGCAAAAAGCAAAAAAAAAUCAUCAUUGAAAAAUAAUGAAAAAACUUGUCCAUGAUGAAAGAGAUAAUUAACGAACGAAGGGAGGGGCUAUAUGGUAUUAAAUGAUAGAGAUUCAAUUGAGCAAAUAUUUCUUUAGAUAGUUAUGUACAAGUAUUAUUGUUCAUUUCAUUUUUCUUUUCUAUUGGAUCUUCGGCACUUGGGUUGUACUCGGGUUGUUCUCGGGUUGUUAGGAUGAAUUUCAAUUGGGCGAACUGACCUACAUCGUUUUAAUUCAAAAGAGAAAUAAUAUUGCAAUUUUUUUCAUUUCUUCUGACUCGAUUAUAAGUAAUAUAAAUGAAGAUUUUCGUUUUUGUUAUCUCUUUUUUUUCAAUUGAAAUUCCGCUGAUAGGUAGCCACACUUUAAGUUUCAUCGCUAUUAGAUAAUAGGCAAUAUUCAUCUGUAAAUAGAACGAUUAAUAUUUCAACUGACUAGUAAGUGUUCUAAUGUUCUUAACCCAUGAGAACAAUUAACUGAUAAACGAAAAAGAAAAAUUUUAAUAAACGUCAUAAGUUUGUUUUGAUUUUAAUGUUGUUGCGUAAAAACAUUGAACGUUUUUUUCGUUAUAGACGGACACAAAUAAAGGGUUGCCAGCAAAAGGGUCGAGGGCUUUAAACGAAAAAGUGCAUUAUAAUAUGAAAACAUAUUUUUUGCAGGAUACAUUUCAUAAAUCCAAUGUUGUGGCGCUCUGUGAAACUCCUUCUGUUUCCAUGUAGCAUAUUAUAAUCUCAUUAAAAAUUAAAUUUUUCAUCACGCGAUUAUCGGAUCCCUACUGUGUCCCCUUGUAACGAAUAACAAUGUUCUUUUUAUCGCAAAAAUUUAUUAUAUAAAACAAAAAUAAUAAAUAAAUCAAUAAAAACAAAAGCUUUCGUUACACACCUCAUUUGUAAAUAUUAGAUCGUAUUUUUGUCUUCAAUGUAAAAUUGACGAGGAUUUUAACUGCAAACUAAUGGCUUAGUUAUUAGCAUACGAAAAUAAAGUUGAAAACUUAAUGGGAAA